AUGGUCAUUUUUAAUCGAUCAGCAAUUACCAACUCUGUUUUUAGUUUGGGCAAUCAAAUGAAACUAUUGAAUGAUAAUAAGCAAUUUUCGAAAACACUUCAACUAUUUGAAAAAUAUCGAAAAGAUGAUAGUGAAAAUUUAUCAAGUUUGACUAUCACACAAGUUUUGAAAGCGUGUGCUCACUUAAAAGACAUUCAAUGCGGAAAAAUAAUUCAUGAUCGUGUUUCAUCACGUAUAAAAGAUGAUCCUUAUAUAUUAACAGCAUUGAUUCAGAUGUACAUGUAUUGUGGUGAUGUUACAAGUGCUGAGAGAUUAAUUGAAAAGUCAAUGACAAAGGAUACACCAAUGUAUACUGCAAUAAUGAAAGGUUAUUUAAAAAAUAAUCAAGCAUAUAGAGCAAUUGAAGUUUUCCAUCAGAUAAAGACUCCUAGUGACACAAAUCUGAUUGUUUUCUUUCAAGCGUGUGCACAUCUUGAAACAUCAGAAGCAUUAAAUUUAGUGAAAAAAGUGUUAAACACAAUGCCAGCGUCGUUUUUUAACAAUGAAUACCUUCUGUCAUCUCUAUUGAACACAUUAAUGCAACAUGGAGAUAUUAAACAUGCUGAAAGCAUAUUCCAUGAGUCAAAACAAAGAACAGCAUCAGUGUGUGCGACAAUGAUGAAAGGCUUUAUAACAAAUGAUCAAGCAGAUAGAGCGAUUGAAAUCUUCACUCACAUUAGAAAACCUGAUGCAGUCAAUUUCAUUAUUUUCUUCAAUGCUUGUGCUAAACUAGGUAGAAAAGAAACAUUAAGUUUAAUAGAAAAAGCAUUGAAGGAAAUACCAUUAUCAUUCUAUUCGAAUCCUCGUCUUGUAACCUCUUUAUUGGAUGCAUUGAUGCAAUGUGGAGAUGUAAGACAAGCGGAAAUAUUCUUUAAUACAACAAAACAAAAAGUUUUAUCAAUGUACGGAGCAAUGAUGAAGGGAUAUGUUACAAACAAUCAAGCAGAUAGAGCUAUUGAUCUUUUCAAACAGAUAAAACAUCCUGAUGAAAUCGUUCUUAUUAUUUUCUUCAAUUCCUGCGCCCAAUUACGGACUACGGAAGCUUUACACUUGGCAGGAAAAGUUUUGAAAGAAAUACCCUCGACAUUCUGUUCCAAUACAAAUCUUUUAACAUCUGCAUUAGAUGCCUUGAUGCAAUGUAAAGAUGUUGAACAGGCAGAAUCGAUAUUUAAUGCAUCGAAACAAAAAGUCAUGGGAAUGUAUGGAGCAAUGAUGAAAGGUUAUGUGACAAAUAAUCAAGCAAAUAGAGCCAUUGAUCUUUUUAACGAAAUUGAACAUCCUGAUCAUGUCGUUCUGAAUCUUUUAUUUAACGCUUGUGCUCAAGUACGAACUACCGAGGCCUUGACUUUAGUGAAAAGGAUUUAUCGGACAAUGCCAUCAACUAUUCAUUCCAAUUAUUAUCUGUUGACUUCUCUAUUGGAUGCAUUGAUCAAAUGUCGAGAUACUGCAAGUGCGGAAAUUCUUUUUUCGAAAAUAAAAAGAUCGGUGAUUAACUAUGGAAAUUUAAUGAAUGGAUUGAAUGAUGAAAAUCAAGCAGAAAAAACAAUCAAAUUAUUCUAUCAAAUGAAAAACGAAGGUUUUGAAGGCAGUGCCAUUACUUACUUAUGUGUCAUAAGAGCUCUAUCACUAAUUGGUGAUUAUCCAUUGGCUCAAUCAAUAAUUAAACAAAUUCCCGAAUCUAUUUUGAUCGAUAGGAAGAUUCAGAAUGCUUUAAUAGAUAUGUGGGGUAAAACUGGAUGUGUCGAUAAAGCAAGAAAAAUUUUUGAAAAGUGUUCCAAUCCAGAUGGAAUUACAUACACAGCGAUGAUUAAUAGUUACGCACUAAAUGGAAUGGGCAUGCAAGCCAUUGAACUUUUCUCCCAAACACCCGAAGAACUCAUUAGUGAAGCGACUUAUAUUUGUGUAUUGAAUGGAUGCUCACACGCUGGUCUUGCUGAUCAAGCUCGUUCGAUUUUUCACAUUAUGAAACUGAAAACAGAACGAAUCACGACAGUUAUGGUCGAUUGUCUUAGUCGUGCAUCAUUAUUUGUCGAGGCACAAGAAUUGAUUGAUCGAUUCGAACAUACACAUUCACCUGAAAUAGUCAUGUACAUGGCAUUGCUGUCAGGUGCUCGAAAUGAAAAAAAUAGUGAUUUAGCACAAAAUGUUUAUAAUCGAAUGAAAAUAUUGUUUCCUCUUACAAAAGAUUCGUUAACAUCUGCUGCAGUUCUUCUUGCAAAUACCUAUGCAUCAAUCGGUGAUACUGAAAAAUCAUCAGAUAUUCGAAUGGGAUUGCACAGAUCAGGUGCUAAGAAGAAAGUUGGUAAAUCUAUGACUGUAGUUGAUGGAGAAGUUUAUGAAUUUCGUGCUCAUGACAGAUCUCAUCCUCGAUCAGUUGAAAUUUAUCAUGAAGUGCAGAAAAUAUCUGAAGAAUUAAUCUCACAUGGUCAUGAAUAUGAUUCCAGUUGGAUCACACGAACAAUGGAUGAUGACGAAAGUGUCGCAUCGAUUCUAUGUGGUCAUAGUGAACGAUUGGCCAUCGCAUGGAACUUUGUAGCAAAUCCACAUACGAGCAGAAUUCAAGUCACAAAGAACUUACGAGUUUGUGGCGAUUGUCAUCGAGCAACAAAGUUGAUCGCUGCAAUUCGAGGGUGUGAAAUCGUUGUUCGAGACGCUAAUCGAAUUCAUCAUUUUGACAAAAGUGGACAAUGCUCAUGUAAUGAUUAUUUUUGA
Molecule: messenger RNA, 2751 nt
Organism: Adineta ricciae
Lineage: Eukaryota; Metazoa; Rotifera; Eurotatoria; Adinetida; Adinetidae
Source: the annotation of a GenBank genome assembly